UUAUUCAGAGAGUGGAAGGGGUGUUGAAGCACUUUCACCUGACCACAGAUCCGAAUGGCAUCCCUCUUUAUAAGCCCUCCAUGCUAAAGAGAUGGAGGAUCCAACGAGUCCACAUUCUGCGCGGUUGCCUCAGUGAUCCUGAGGUGGAAGGGGGCAUACUGUACCGCCGUGGAGGAACGAUACAGUUAAACCACGUGCCAGGUGAGCGUGCAGCAGUCCCCGUCUGGAUCCCCAUCAGAGGCACGUCGCAGCAGGAGGGCUACCACUUUCACCAGGCCAAAUGGGUGACCGGCACGCAGGUCUCCCCAGAGCUGUUCCAGGCCCAGGCCAUGACAGGAGUGUGUCGCUGGAACUAUCAGCGUCUGCUGGACCUGAAACUGCCAGGCGUUUCUCUCCCGCCUGUUUUCAACCCUGCACUGAUAUGCUCCCUGAAUGCUGUUUCCAGACGGGUCUUUGGCGAAGAAAAGUACCCUGCUCUUCGUCUGGCAGCUGAAGACACCGGGGAGAGGUUUGGCCUGGAGUACAGGGAGCCAGAAUGUUGUCCGGUCCCUUUAGACUGGGACAAACAUAAAACCAAGAAGGACCCCGGCCACGCCACAAGUGCUCCUUCUCCAGGCAUCCUGCCUGAUCAGGGAGCUGGUCAGGGAGCAGACCCAGUGCAGCCUUCCUCCACACCUCCCACCAGGCUUUUCAGCUUUGUUCACCCUCUUCAAACUGCUACUGUGACUACGUCUAGUCGUGUGGCCCCUAUCCCAGCAUCUGACUUGGACAAUAAAGCUUCUGUUACUGAGCUUCAGCCACAGCCAGAGCCCACAAGAAGAUUACCCAUCCAAUGUUCUCCGACUGCUGCCCGCACUGGACCAGUGAAGACUGGAGGGAGAGUAUUUGUGUUGGACCACAAGCGCUGGCCGUCUCCAAAGAAGUCGGCAAUUGACGAGCUCCUUAAUAAACACCGCGGGCACGAGGACAUGAUCAAGCUUGUGGUUCGGGAGUAUGGCACUCUUGUCCACAAGUCCAGCAAAGACCCCAACAGCAUGCUGCAUCCAACAUCAAAAUUGCAUAUUUCCAAAUACAUGAAACACAACAGUAAAUUUCUCAAUACAUCAUCUUCACUAAAUACCAGCCCAGAGAAGCUGCAACAUACACAGCAGCUUUGGCAGUUGCUAAGCACUACCUCUGCUGUGCCUGUCGUGACACUGCCUGCAGCUAUGGUCAUUCCACCAUCACCACCACCACCACCACCUGACCCGGGUUUCCCGCUUGACAAGUGA
Doryrhamphus excisus (bluestripe pipefish) is the source of this 1271-nucleotide messenger RNA. The record is from RefSeq and is a predicted model, not a curated record. Lineage: Eukaryota; Metazoa; Chordata; Actinopteri; Syngnathiformes; Syngnathidae.